Messenger RNA from Leptosomus discolor (cuckoo roller), 1228 nucleotides. It is a transcript of the gene NCF4, whose product is annotated as neutrophil cytosolic factor 4. Gene Ontology annotation, molecular function: phosphatidylinositol binding; protein binding; superoxide-generating NADPH oxidase activator activity. The record is from RefSeq and is a predicted model, not a curated record. Gene Ontology annotation, cellular component: cytoplasm; NADPH oxidase complex. Gene Ontology annotation, biological process: phagocytosis; respiratory burst; superoxide anion generation. Lineage: Eukaryota; Metazoa; Chordata; Aves; Leptosomiformes; Leptosomidae.
GGGGAAGUACAGAAGAAAUCGUCUGACACUGAAACAUUAAAAAAAGAUCUCUGAGGCCUUGCAAAGGAGUCUUGAUUCGCUCAGGGAGAAUUGCUUUGACUGUGUUCAUCCUAUUCAACCAGGAACUGCCCAAGAAGUGGAGGAAUAGAGUUUAGUCAUCUGGAUUUAGGCUGAAAAUCAUGUCUCUUCCCCGACAGCUGCGAGAAAAGAGUGACUUUGAUCAGCUCCCAGAUGAUGUACCUGUUUCAGCUAACAUUGCAGAUAUUGAAGAGAAGAAAGGCUUUACUAAUUAUUAUAUGUUUGUCAUUGAAGUAAGGGUUAAAGGUGGAGGCAGAUACCUGAUUUUCCGACGCUAUCGUCAGUUCUAUGCCCUGCACACCAAACUGGAGGAGAGAUAUGGGGCAGAGAGCAAAAAUAGCCCUUUUACCUGCACACUCCCCAUAUUGCCAGGAAAAGUUUAUGUUGGGGCCAAAAAGGAAAUUGCUGAAAACAGGAUUCCUAUCCUAAAUGUCUACAUGAAGAACCUACUCUGCCUACCCGUUUGGGUGUUGAUGGACGAAGAGGUACGGCUGUUCUUCUACCACUCAGUCUUUGAUAGUGAACAGGUGCCUCGCAGACUGAGACGGCUUCGCCCACGGACACGCCGAGUUAAAAGCAUUUCACCUCAAGUACCUAUUUUUGACCGCACGGCAACUCCACGGGCUGAGGCACUGUUUGAUUUUUCUGGAACCAGUAAACUGGAACUCAGCUUCAAGAAGGGAGACUUGAUCUAUCUACUCAGCAGAGUAAACAAAGACUGGUUGGAGGGAACAGUUGAUGAUGCCACUGGGAUUUUCCCAUGUGCUUUUGUGAAGAUCAUAAAAGAUUUACCACAGCAGGAAGACACAGUUAAUAAAGUUCGCUGUUAUUACCAUGAUGAGACUGUGAGCACUAUCAGGGAUAUCUCAGUGGAAGAGGAUCUGAGCAACAUUCCAUCAUUCAAAGAUCUCAUGGAACUGAUGAGGCAGGAGUUUGACCAAGAUGACAUUGUUUUGAAUUACCGGGACCUUGAUGGUGAUCUGAUCCGACUGCUCUCCGAUCAGGAUGUUGAACUCAUGGUGUCUCAGAGCAGGAGAAGGCCCUCUGAGAAGCAUUUCUUCCCUUGGAAGUUGCACAUCACUCACAAAGAUGACUUGAGUGUCUACAGUAAUAGUCCAGGAAUAGGUUCUACUCAAACAGUAAGACCAAC